AUGGCGACCGACGACCUUGUCUCAACCUCCACAAGCGGGAGCACAGGAGCAUCUGCCGAGCUGCCUAUACGGAGCAGCUCCGCUACAGCUAUCAGUCCUCCCGAACCACAAGCAGACUCGGCUGGCGACUUCGAUAUCGUCGCCACCUACCACCGCCUACUAGCCGACGACCCCGAACUCACGAUGCCCGUCGCCGCCAUCGAGGCCAUGAUCGCCGUCCUGGGCCACACCUCGUCCUCGACCGUCAUGGAGACCAUGAAGAUCGUGCGGGAGCAGGCCGAGCGCCUGCGCAACGGCGUGGCCAACCCCAUGCCCCUCACCGCCGGCACCGAGCUCUUCCAGACGUACCUCCUCCGGUCGCUUAAGCAGCAGACCAGCCACUCUCACGACGGCGGCAGCAGCACACCUACGACGACGGCGACGACGACGACAGCCUCCCCGCUCGACUCCUUCGAGCAGACCCGCCAGCACCUGCUCAAGAACGGCAAGCUGUUCGCCGCCCGCGCCAAGGCGGCCCGCGACACCAUCGCCGACAAGGGCGCGCGGUACGUGCGCGACGGCGGCGUCGUCCUCACGGCCGGCGGCUCGCGCACCGUCCGGGCCCUGCUCCUGCGCGCCGCGGACCGCCACAUCGCCGAGACGGGCCACCCGCGCUUCGAGGUGCUCUACGUGCGCGACGAGCGCUUCCCGCGCGAGUGCGAGGGCGCCGUCGCGGCGCUGCGCGGGCGCGGCGUGCCCGUGACGGAGCUGUCGGAGCGCGCCGUCGCGUACGCCAUGCAGGCCGGCGGCGUCGACACCGUCUUCGUCGGCACCGAGGUCGUCGUCCAGAACGGCGGGCUCAUCUCGCGCAUGGGCAGCCUGCAGCUGGCGGCGCUCGCCAGCGUCUACAAGCGUAAGUUUUACGUCGUCGCCGAGACGCACAAGUUCAUGCGGGGCAUGGUCCUGGGCCAGGACGACCUGCCGCGCCUCGGCAUCAAGCAGAACGUCCUCGGCCGCCCGAGGCGGGGCGAGCGCGAGCCCGCCGCCGCCGCCGCCCGGGAGGGGAGCGAGUCCCUGGAGCUGUCUGUGCAGGAGCAUGUCGAUUACACCCCUCCCAACUUGAUUACGGGCAUCCUGACUGAGCAAGGCUCCAAGCUCCCCAGUCAGGUCUACGAAAUGAUCCUUGACAUGCAUACGUGA
This is a messenger RNA of Thyridium curvatum, 1179 nucleotides long. RefSeq lists its product as uncharacterized. Gene Ontology annotation, cellular component: eukaryotic translation initiation factor 2B complex. The record is from RefSeq and is a predicted model, not a curated record. Gene Ontology annotation, molecular function: guanyl-nucleotide exchange factor activity; translation initiation factor activity. Lineage: Eukaryota; Fungi; Ascomycota; Sordariomycetes; Thyridiales; Thyridiaceae. The coding region runs from base 1 to 1179 and encodes 392 amino acids. The transcript is spliced from 4 exons. Gene Ontology annotation, biological process: translational initiation.